AUGUCUGUUAGAUACUGCACCAAAAAUUUGGUGGGGAGGGCGCCAUUUGCCUUAAGAUCAGGUGCAGUGAGACUGCAAAGUUCUUCAUCAAAGGCUAGUUCCAGCGAUGAGUCCAAUGCUAUAAAAGGCGAGAAUGGUGAAGAAUUACAAUCUGUGGAUGUAGCAGCGGCUCGUCAAUCGGAAUUUAACGGGAGUAUAUCUCAGCUUUUACAUCAGGCAAUGAACACACCAAUAGAAGAGUUAGGAGAUCUGGAAACCAAGUUGAAGUCGCCAUUGACUGAGAAAGAACAACAAUUGGAUGAGAAAUUGACUGCAUUUUUGAGGAAGUACUCGAAAUAUAACAAAGUUUUAGAUCUACCAGAGGAUACCAACAAGUUCGACUUUAGUUCAAAAGUUUUGUCCCAACCAUUACAUACUAGAGAGUUCCCAUAUUUGUCGCACACCAGUAAAGAAAAGCCUUAUUCGGAACAAGAAUUAUAUGUACGUCAAUUAAAACAUGCCGCUCAUACAUCCAAAUUAGGUGCUAAUAUACAAGACGUGUAUUUCCCACACAAGGACGUUUUCAACCCGCCAUCUUUACAGCAAGUAUCCAUUGAAAAGCUAAUGGCCGCUGGUGUACAUUUGGGCCAAUCCACUGCUCUAUGGAGAGCUUCUACACAACCAUAUAUUUACGGUGAAUACAAGGGCAUUCAUAUCAUUGAUUUGAAUCAAACACUUUCGCAUUUGAAGAGAGCUGCACAGGUCGUAGAAGGUGUUGCUGAAAAUGGUGGUUUGAUUCUUUUCCUUGGGACCAGAGAGGGUCAAAAGAGAACUUUAAUUAAGGCAGCUGAAAGAGUAAACGGUUAUUAUGUGGCAUCUAAGUGGGUACCAGGUACUUUGACCAAUCCUACUGAAAUUUCAAGUAGUUGGGAAAGACACGAAGUGGAUUAUUUCGGUAACCCAACCGGUAGAGAAUUGACUCUUAACGAAUCUAUGAGCAUUAUUAAACCAGAUUUAUUAGUUGUUUUGAACCCUACUGAAAAUAGAAACGCUUUGAAAGAGGCAAUGAAGGCAAGAGUCCCAACAAUUGGUAUUAUCGAUACCGAUUCUGAACCAUCGUUGGUGACAUAUCCUAUUCCAGCUAAUGAUGAUUCUCUACGUUCUGUAAGUUUAUUAACCAGCAUCUUAGCUAAGGCUGGUGAAAGAGGUGUACAAACUCGUUUGAAUCGUGCAUCAGUUUAG
Messenger RNA from Kluyveromyces lactis, 1221 nucleotides. It is a transcript of the gene MRP4, whose product is annotated as mitochondrial 37S ribosomal protein uS2m. The record is from RefSeq and is a predicted model, not a curated record. The transcript has a single exon. Bases 1 to 1221 code for a protein of 406 amino acids. Gene Ontology annotation, molecular function: structural constituent of ribosome. NCBI's taxonomy places the organism in Eukaryota, Fungi, Ascomycota, Saccharomycetes, Saccharomycetales, Saccharomycetaceae. Gene Ontology annotation, biological process: translation. Gene Ontology annotation, cellular component: mitochondrial small ribosomal subunit; ribosome.